Molecule: messenger RNA, 1200 nt
Organism: Manihot esculenta (cassava)
Lineage: Eukaryota; Viridiplantae; Streptophyta; Magnoliopsida; Malpighiales; Euphorbiaceae
Product: protein OSB2, chloroplastic
Exons: 4
Coding region: 137-712 (191 amino acids)
Biological process (GO): mitochondrial DNA replication; positive regulation of helicase activity
Cellular component (GO): mitochondrial nucleoid
Molecular function (GO): single-stranded DNA binding
Source: RefSeq, a predicted model, not a curated record
UAGUUAUUUACCCUUUUAAGCUAAUUCCAUAAAUUUCUCAUGCUCGCUUUCUCUCCUGAUUCUCCUUCACACAAUUUUUAGUUCUCAGAGCUCGAAUGCUUCCUAUUUGCCGUUACACUGAAAAUUAGGUCGAACAAUGAGGACUUCUCUUUGUAGAGCGCUUGCUCAAUCCACAAGGAGGACUAGAAGUCGUUCCCUCCAAUUCCUGUUGCGGUCGUCUUACUCCAUUUCUACUUCUUCCUCCAAUUCUUUUGCUACUGAUGCUAAGCAAUCUACAAUUUCCCACCGGAAAUCUCCUCCCUUGCCCUCAUUCUCUGAUUGCCCUAGACCUAGGGAGAUUCCAUUUCAGGCUAAGGUUGCCAAUUCCGUCAACUUGGUUGGAUAUAUUGGUCAGCCCAUUCAAUUCCAGAUUUCACCUGAUAGCAAGAAUUGGGCUGCCACCGUCAUAACCCAGAAACCUUCUUCUGAUUCUCCUCCUUUGUGGAUACCAAUAAUAUUUGAAGGUAAUUUGGCUCAUGUUGCUGCUACCCACUUGAAAAAAGAUAAUUAUGUCUACAUAGCUGGACAACUGAUUGGACAUCCCCCUCCUAUAGAUGUAAUAGGACGUCAAGCCCAAAUGUGGAUUAUGGUAGAUAAUAUGAGCUUUGUCCAAGCGUCUUCCCAAAAUACGAAGAGCUACGGUCGUUGGCAGCAAGAUGGCAGCUACCCUUAAAGGAUAAUGAGAGAUAAAAUGGCCCUGACGUCAAGCACAUAGAAACUGGCAAAUCACUGUGGCUCAGCAGCUCGCCAACUUGAUUGCCGUUGCUUUCAGAGUUGCCACCAUUAAAGAGUGAACGAAAUGCUGCUGCCAGUGAGAGAGAGAUACUGCUUUCUUGAGCUAUAAAAGGGCGGACCCUGUAGUUUAUUAAUGAAUUGGUAAGACAUGAUGAUGUGUUGCGUAGUUUAUUGCAGUUUUAGCAUAUCACUUUUCUUUGGGAAGAAUCCUCAACUCACAAAUCAUUCUGAUAAUGCUGCAUAGGAAAUUGUAUCUUUUCAAGUUGAUCCUCUCGAAUAUCGGCAGUAUAUAUUAAGUGUUAUCCAUAUAGUCGACGCCGAGUCGUUUGGGAUUCAUGGUUAGCUGUUGUUGUAUUGCUAGCUUUCAACUUUCAAUUCCGCCCCAGAUUAUUAUACGACACUUUAAAGCGUGAAUCUUUUUGUUUA